CUUUUGAAUCUUCAGAACAUCGUGAAACACCUGGAACCUGAUGCAGAGGGUCGAGCCGAUGUGGUUGAUGCUCUGUCUACUAUGACGGGCAUCGCACAUCAUAUAAACAGCAUGAAGCGACGCCACGAACAUGCAGUACGAGUCCAGGAGAUCCAGAGUUUGUUAUAUGGUUGGGAGGGGGAAGAUCUUACAACAUUUGGAGAGUUGUGUGCGGAAGGAGCCUUUAGACUUGCUGGUGCAAAAGCACUGAGGCACGCUUUUCUCUUUGACCGCAUGCUGCUAAUCACCAAGAAGAAAGAAGAAGGUGUCUUAAGUUAUAAAGCUCACAUUAAGUGCUCUAACUUGAUGCUGAUAGAAAGUGUACCUGGCGAACCUUUAAGUUUCCACGUGAUUCCUUUUGACAAUCCUCGCUUGCAAUAUACUCUAAGAGCUCGCAACUUGGAGCAGAAGCGGGAGUGGGCCCUCCAACUUAAAAGAGUUAUUAUAGAGAAUUACAAUGCAGUUAUUCCAUCACAUGCCCGAAGGCUGGUUAUGGAACUUGGUCAAAAUCGAACUGAUGAUGAGAUCCUAGCUGACAAAACUCCACCUCGGCGUCAACAUUCUGCUCCUGAAUACCUUGAGAAGCGUAAACAGGAGCGUGAGCGUAGGAAGUCUGAGACAGGUCUCAGACAUCGUUUACGGCGGCAAAGGAAAUCGGACACGGGGCUCUCUGCUGGAGAACAGUCACCUUCCUCACCAAGGAGGCACAGAAGGGCAUCAAGUAGUAGUCGAGAGCGAAGCCACAGUCGAGAUGGUCUGCGAUCUGUUUCACCUGCUGCCAUCAAGGGUGAAGCAUCUCCUCAACUCGCUCUUUUACCCGAGCGAUCAUCCUCUCCAGCGGCCAUACAGUGUGGUGUGGAAACACCAUCAUCAGAGCAAGCAGCUCCUGUUCCUUCAGAAGAUUUACAGUCACCUUCCUCAUCUCCCGCAUCCUCUAUUAGCGCUUCCACGAGGGAGGUACCAAACUCAGGGAGCUGUGGAAGCUGUGCUGAUGGAUCUGAACAACCUACUGCUGGGCAAAGAUCUUUAGAAGAAAUAGUGGGUCAGUUACUACUUCAAAACCAUGAAUUUCAAAAGAUGUUGAAACGCCAGCAACGUCGGCAGCAAAUGCGCACACAUCAUCGCACUGUUUCUAAUUCUGCAACUGCUGAAACCAGCGAUACUGAAACAGAAGCUGAUGAUGGUGCUUAUGAGUCACUAACAUUACCUGUUACUCUCACACCGCCACCCAAGAUGAAAACUGAUCAGCUUCUGCAAGAUGAUGAAGAACAGGAAUCAGAUUAUGUGACUCUGGCUGCACCAAAUGGGGGGUCUGCUUCGUCAUCUCGAAGAUCUGGUGACUACGAUAAUCUGCAGCAGAUUUGGGAAAGUGUACGAAGGCAGCAAGAGGAGAUACGACGACUUGCCGAACGAGAAGGUGUGGGUGAAAGGGAUUGUGAUGACAAUGAAGAGCUCUCUUUGCAGGCCAAUGAGUCUAUUGCUACACCUUCCCUUCGCCGGGCACAGUCUUUCUGUACGUCUGGUACACCAUCGACACCCCAUUCAAGCACAGCGUCCACAACAAACACAGCAGCAUCUCUGGAGGCUCUGGACUCCGCACCUACUGCGCCAGCUGUUUGGCUGCGCCAACAGGGGGCUCACCUUGCCACUCCCAGCAAAAAGUCGGGUUCUUUACCGAGAAGUUUCCAACUUGCUCAUGGUUUUGGAACAGCCGCUGCUAUUCUGGCCGGUACAGGGCGACCAUUUACAAUUGCCUCUGAUCCUCCAUCGGAAAUUAAUUUUGAGGACAUUGAACGUUACAUGGCGCAAGCAGCAGCGAAUGGAAAUGGUGCUAGGCAUGCCUUCCCGUUGGCACCCACCUCUCCAGCAAAUGCUGCCGGAGACACCACAGAGGAUGAGAGUUUGCCUGAGGCGGCAACACCUGCUGCUAGUUUGCGGGAAUUGAACGUUCAUCCAGAGCAUAAGAUUUACAGGCCUGCUGCUGCACGAGCUGCGUUGCGACAGGUUGUUGUAAAUGUUAGUGCUCGACUCACGGCAGGUCUCCGUGCAAGUUCAGAAGCACUAGAUGACACCUCCAAUGACAAUAAUCAACAAAACAAUAGUGGUAAUACAAGUAGCGAUUCUCGCCGAGUGAGUCGCCGUAUCAUGUCUGCUUUUCGACAUUAUAGCAAGACUCGAUUGCGGUUACACAGUUUUGUUGGAGAGGAGUCACCAGUAGUGCCUGGUGAAUCUACGCCUUCAGCAGCUGCAACUCACCGGACUCCUCCACCUCCCACACCUCCACCACCACCUCCUGUGACGGUGGGUGGACAGCAACUCCCCAUUUACAAACAAGGCAGUUCACGUCUAGGGGCACGCAUUGCGCUUUGUUCUUCCGAUUACGCCAAUCCCCAGCAACUCCUCAACCACCUUCCUUCUUCGCGGCCCCAAGAGGCACGCCCUGACUCAGUCUUGUCCGCCUCUUCCGCCUUCACAUCCUCAAGUGAUGGAGAAAGACCCCCACAGCUACCACCAGGACCAAUGUGUGAUGAACUUCCCACUGUCACAACAAACGGAACCAGAGAAGAUCCUCCGUUAAGCGAUGGCUCUGCUGACAGCUAUUAUGAACGCUCAUUUGAAGCUAUUGAAUCUCUUCUAGAAAAUGAUGUGUUCCGUGAUUCAGCAGUGUUUAGUGAUCAUGAUGAUAAUGACACUCCUGAAAUUCCUGUGCCUGUGACAAAGACGUGCCCGCGCAAAGUGCCACCACCAGUUCCUGCAAAACCUGACAUGCUGAAAUGUCGAUUCAUCCAUGUAGCAGUUCCCAGUCAAACAGAUGUCAGGGAAAAAUCCCGGGUCUUAGCAGAAACUGCUGCUCGUUCUCUUGCUGCCCGCACCAAUGGCAAACUGUCUGGAAGUGAAAGCAACGGCAUACCUCGAGGACGUAUUCAAAGGCCCACGCAGCUCAUGAACAUCGAAAAUCAACGACGUCAUGAAGAAGAUUGGGAAAGUGCAUCUCAACACUCAGCAGCAUCAACUGUGGUGGAAGUGGUUCACACACCCCAACACUUGCUGUCUGACGAUGAAAGCAAUACCAUGCAACAGAAGGGUUGGGUGAAACAUGUUAUUGGAAAACUUCAGGGACCACCAAAUGGUGAAGGACAAAACUGUCGGAAAAUAACUUCUCCAUUGUAUUCUGAUGUUGCAGAUUCAGGAUGAAAUCUUUGAAUUGGUUAAAAUUUAUGUGAUCUUUUGUUUGUCUUGGCAUAUGUUUUGCAUAUGCAAAGAUAAUUUUCUUCUGUUGGCUGCUGUUUGCACUUGCUGAAGAUGUUCCCAAGACAUUUCUCCAUGAAAGAGAAAUAUAUAUGUUUUAGGUGAACAACAUUUGUGUUGGAAUCAAGUUGAGUUCUGGGAUAAUUGAAAAGUAUUUAUUGGGCAUAGUGCUCAUUAAAUUUUUGUCACUAAAGUGAGGAAUGCACAACUACGUCAGCUGGUCUGGCCCUAUGUAUUAUGAAAUUUCCUUACCUAGGAAGUGAGGAAAGCUACUUUUCUCUGAUAUUAGAAUAUCAGAUUGCAAAUAAAUAGUAGUUUACCCCCCAGGUUGUUCGCAGUUAUUUUCAAAAAUGAAAUUGGUAAAAGACAGCUUGUGUCUUGCCAAAAACCUCUGCGAAUGUAGCAGGUACUCUUCAGUAGUUUGGGUAUAGGCAACUAACUCAUACUUUUUGUAGUUGCAAUAGUUGCUUGUUUGAUCACCUAUUUGUUCAUGUGGAUUGGUGGAUUAAACUAGGCAUAAAAUGACAAUAACAUUACAGAUAUCAAAGACUUACUGCAUUUUGUUCUAAUGUUUGAGCAAAAUAGCAAUUAGAUUUCAGACUAUAAACUUUUGCUCCAAGUUCAAUUUGAAUCCAUAAUAAUGUAUAAGCUUUUGAAUAUCUCUUUCAUCAUAUCUUCUGUGCCAUGUUUUAGACAUCAGCAUAUCAUACCAAUAACAAAGAAAGAUCCUCUUGUAAUAUCAUUAGAUUGCUGAACAUCACAAAGAAAAUGUUAGUUGCCUGUUUAAAUAAAAGAAAAUUGUGAUGUUUUCUUCCUGCUUGUAGAAAACAGCGUAGGUCCUGAUCCUAAAAUUUAGAAGCAUAUAAUCAGAUGCAUAUUAGAUCACCCACUGAUUCAAAAUGACAAUAAGAGUACCAAUCUGGUCAUAUUUUUAGAACUUUUUCCUAACAGUUGUACUGGCUUUUUUAACUAGUUUACCCAGUUAACAUAUCAUCUUUGUCUUUAUUUGGCUCUUGUGAUGUUGUUUCGAGCCAUUCUCUCUCAGAAUAUAAGAAUCCUGUAGAUGACAUCAUGGCCAGUUCUACUUAAGUGAUUCCACAUCUGAGUUUGGAACUGUUAUAAGCUGUACACAAACAUCACAUCAUGUGAUUAUAUAUUCAUUUCUUUACCAAUGUUGUACAUUAUCAUUUGUUUCUUAACAGUCUUAACAAGAGUCAUCUAGGUUAAUACCUCCUAAUGGUAAAAUCUUACUUUUUACCUUCAACAUACUUGUUCACUUUUGUUGGAAAGAAUGGAAUUUGUUUAAUUAUAUUUUGUGUUCUUUAGAACAUUUUAGAAUAAAAACACAUUAGUAAAUGACAGUACUGUCUUGUCAGCUUGUGACCAUCUCUCCUGAGUUUUAAAAACAGUUCCAAGCUGAGAUGUAACAGGUUUAAAUAAAGAGUUAGAAAUUUAUCUUCUGUUGUAAAAAAACAAAUUGUACCACAGUUAUGCCAGUUAUGAAAACAUCAAGAAAGGCAAUUGCCUUGGUCUUCUCCUUUUACUCAUUUGAAAGCUGUGAGAGUUAUUGUAUUGGAGAGAUAGGUUCUUGAGUGUUGGUGUGAAGUGAAGUGAAGUGCAUUGUGCCAGAAACUACUGCUGUGAUUUGAAUUGGUUGAUAAGACUGAGCCAACAGGGAUGGGAGAAACUUGUAUGUAGCUGUGUAACUUGUGUACAGAUGGUAUGAACCAUAGACUGAUUAAUAUUAAUUUUCAUAUUUUGUACAUGUGAGUGUUUUUCAACCUAUGUAGUUCACAGUUGUUUAUUUCAAGCAAGCAUAAAGAUGUUGCAUUGUUUUAUCCCUCCUGUAUAAAUUAUGUAAAACAUUGCAUUCAUUCGUGCACUUACGAAUAUGUCUUUUAAUUAUUUAACUCACAUAAUGAUUGUCCUAAGCCCAACAUUAAAAUGUUUUCCUUCUAACCUUGAAUAUCCUCAGAAAAAGAAU
Gryllus bimaculatus (two-spotted cricket) is the source of this 5272-nucleotide messenger RNA. Lineage: Eukaryota; Metazoa; Arthropoda; Insecta; Orthoptera; Gryllidae. The record is from the annotation of a GenBank genome assembly.